ACGCACACUCGGUCGUCAGUGAGUGAGUGAUGCGUGAUGUGACGGCAGCUGUUCGACCUGUUCUGUUAUAUCGCUCUCCUCCCCAAAAGCAUGUGACCAUGUGAUCGCAGCCUCUCUCAGCAGCCAGACAGACUGAGAAAACUUGUGACCACCACCACAACAGCAGGAACAGCAGGAACAGAAGCCUCUCAGCUCUCCCUGAAAGAUAAAAACAGGACUGCACAGUUCCCCUUCAAUCACUUCAGCUCAGCUCGACACCAUGGACUGCGGGAUUUUCACGUCCAAGACCGUCCUUCUCUUCCUCAGCUUGAUAUUUUGGGUAAGUAGUGGUGUUAUUUCUCUCUCCACCUGCUGAGAUUUAAAACCCAACCGAUAAUGUCUAGAUUGAGAGGAGUCAAAACGUGCCAGGUGUUUGUAGUUCUUUCUAUUAAGCACUGAUACUUUUCUUAGUCUCUAGCUGGAGAUCCUAGAGUUUUGUCUUUAGAUCCCUUAAAUCAGUUCAGAUUUGAUAAACAUCUCUCCAGUAUGUCCUCGUUUACAAGCUAGUUUAGUCACCAUUUCAUUACUCUAAUCCCACUUCCUCAUUUUGAUAAUGAACUUAAACUACCUUCCAGCUUUACUUUCUCAUGCAAAGUAAGAGCAGAAGCUAAAAUGUUCCUUUUUUUAAUCAGAUGUGGUGGAAAGGAAGCCAGACCUCUUAAACUGAGCCUGAACUUUUACACUCCAGAGUUCCUGUUUCUGGCUUUGUUUCAGUGUAGACUUUGUUUCCACUAUAGCCCAUGUAUUUAUCUAGUUCAGCAAACUUUUCUCUCCUCAUCUGGCCCCACUGCUGACCUGUCCUCUGUCUUCCUCAGAGAAAAUGAGUGUUGAAAAGAGCGAGUGAACUUCACUGCCUGUCUGUGGCUGAUAUCUGCGAAAUUAGAUUACUGUGAGCGGGCACAGGCCUGUGUGUGUGUUCGAAACAAGCAAAAAUAAAGGCCAGAUUUAGCUUGAGAUUCAGCUUUCCCCUCUUUAUUCUUCAUCAUUUCUCAAUCAAUCAAAUUUUAUUUAUAUAUCGCCAAUUCACAACAGUCGUCAUCUCAAGACACUUUUUAAAAGAACAAGAGCAGGUCUAGAGCACGCUCAUAGUUUGAUGAUCAAGAACCAACCUAAACCUUACAUAUAUUUUAUAUGUUUAUAUAUUUUAAGUAUGAUUGUAAACUAUCACACCAACUUCAAUGUUUUUAUCUUUCUAUCACUAUAUUCUAGUGUCAGUCUUUAGUCAUUUUCCGCUCGUUCACACCACAUUUCUGUACUAUCUAUGGUCACAUGUAGGUGUCUUUCUGUAAAGCAGAUGAAAUGUCAUAUCUUUAACUGAUACAGUACAAAAAAGUAAGACAUCACACAUGGAUUGACUCAUCGGAUUCUUAAAACUUAUGAGGCUUUUAAAGUCUGCUAAAGGAAAUAAAGUCCAUCUGACAAAUAGUGAGCGAUAAACUUUGUUUUCUCCUCUUACUGAUGAGGCCAGAGUUCGAUAUGUCAUUGUAAGUCAGACAGCAGUUAGACUACAUGUGCUGCAGUAUUGGCUGGAUGUCCCUUUUCUUAUUUUACGUCAUGUUUUUUUAUCAUUGCCAUGAGCACUGUUAUUAAAUUUCAAGACACAAAUUAUGUAGAGGUCUGCCGGAGUGCUCACUUUAAAUGAAAUAAAGUGUAACAGUGGAGAAAUUUUGACAGUUAUUGAAUAAACUGAGUCAUAAUUCAAUCAAAAGAUCAAAUUAUCUUUAAAAUGCCUGACCCAGACCUUUAUCCAGAAUCAUAUUUUACCCUGUUUGCUCCUCUCUAUAUGUAGACAAACAGUUAAAAAUAACAACAACAGCAGCAGCUUAUUAAAACUUUCCGUUGAGGGCAGAUCUUUGCUGUGAUUUAAAGAAAGUCUAAAAACGUCUCAGUUAACAAUUUGAGAAUUAUCCUUUAAUUUGAUUUAACAGUGCUGCAAUGAAACUUUUUUGUAAUUUUACUAAACUAAUCAGUUUAUCUGAUUGUGGGAGGUUUUAAAACAAACAAAUGUUGCCAUUAUGAGCAACAUUUCAUUUAAAAGUUUCAAAGGUUAAUGUGCUCUGAGUGCUUAUGGGCACAUGAGCGUUGCGUCACGGCUGUGGAAAAACCUCUGAAAUAUCUGCCUCCUUUUGAUUGUUUCAGCGAUGAAGUACAAGUGUGAUUUUCCAUGCAGAAAACCCGCCAAAGUCAUUCCCACCCAUCAAGAAACAUCCCCUCAGAGGUUACUCACAUUCCUCAGAGGUGGCACCAUCCAUGAGUGCGAUACGUUGUGUAAGCCUCUUUGUGCUGCUUCUUAGGCACAAGAUCUGAAUUUCUGGAAAGAUUAGGGGGUGAGCCGCAGGGGGAGGAAGGGAGGCAGAGGGGUCAAGAAACAACCCCCGAAGGGAUCCCGUGACUGUGGAGUGAUUAAGAGAAGUGAGUCAUGAGGCUGAAGCGGAGGAUAAAUGAUUGUUAGGCCACAUGAAAAAAAAAAACAUACCAACAGGGACAAGCACGUAAUGUAAAGAUCACCUUCUUCUUUUUGGAGUCAGAGGUGGUUGUAUCAUCAUUUCUACACAUUUUCCAUCCGUCACACAAAUGGAAAUUUAGGUAACCACUAAAUCUGUUCCAAAAACCCAUAUUUUCCACCCCAAAAAAGGAUUUACAGAAAUGCCCUGACUGUAACCCUGUUUGUAACCUAGAUUCAGAAGUGCUAUAUUUUGGUAGAUUUCUUGCCUUUGCAGUUUAUUUUAUUAAAAAAUUUAGUUCCCACAAUGUUUGGCCUUUUUUAACACGGACUAGAGUUUGAAUCAGGUCUGAUACUGCGUGUUUCAAAGGGCAAGAGGAAGUCAGGAGCGCUGAUAAUGAGAUCAAUUCUUUCGAGUCUUUGUUUUGUCAACAGUUAUCUCCGUUGUCAGAGCCCUGCUUCAUCGACCCUCCCGGAUUUGAGGUUUUCAGACACACCUCACAGUAAUACGAUCAUUUUAAAAAAGACACAUUUAUUCUGUUUAGAUCUCCCAAGCAUACGCACAGUCUUAUGAUUGAUGAGCACACUGCGGAGGCAUGACUUGUGGUCAUGAUAAUAGUGUGACUCAGUGUCUAAUUCAGCAGGACAGACAGUCAGUGAGUACAUAACAAAAGAUCACAGCUGAUACUGUUAGAACAAAAGUCUUUACUGUAGAAAACAGAUAAAACAAAAAGCUUUAUUUAACAGUGUCAUUUUAGAAAAAAGAUUAAACACUGACACACAUCCUGUAUCAGCUAUCAUACUAGGAAGGGGAAAAAUGAGUGCUGAGUUAUUGAACUUACCCAAAUAGACCUUUUUGACCAGGACAAACAAACAGAUCACAGAACAUCUACCUUCAAUUUCAGCAGUGUGUGUUUGUCUCUGCUCCUUGUGUAAAAUCCAAGGUUUAUGAAGUUUUCAGUUAGAAUGAUAUCGUACCCUAUAUUGUUGACACUUCUGGUCUAAGUUUUAAUAGCCCGAGCUGUGAAUUAGGAGACUGCACCUUAAUUUAGCUCACUGUUAUUAUAUAAUGUUUGGUCGCUGGUUCAGCAGCUUUAAAAACAGUUAUUGGUAAAUAUAACCUUUGUUGUUUAUUCCACGACAGCUUUAGCGUCUGUCCUCUAACCUCAAUUGUAGACCUUCUUACAUUAUUAAUGAGAUUAAAACUUUGUGUGUCCCUGCAGGCUGCAGGAGGAUUUAUGGCCUAUGUUGGAGCCUAUGUGAUCAGGAGUUAUGACAACUUCAACAACUUCAUCCAGGACAAGUACACUUUGAUCCCUGCUGCUAUCAUUAUUGGUGUCAGCGUUGUGAUGUUCAUCUUUGGUCUGUUGGGAUGCUUUGCAACAAUCCGGGAGUCCAGAGUUGGCCUUAGCUUUGUAAGUGUUUAUUUUUGUUUCUAUUUUCACUCUCUUUUACUUCUACUUAACACUUUUUAACUCUCAUUUUCUUUCUUUUCAGUUCUUCCUGUUUAUUUUAGUGAUCUUUAUUGCUGAAGUUGCUGCUUUGGUAUUUAGCUUCAUCUACCAAAACAAGGUGAGUCCCAACAGAAAUCACAGAUUGAAAAGGCACAAAGUUGACUGUCUUACACAGCUGACACUCUGUCUUGUGUCUGUGUAGAUAAGCGGAGACCUGCAGCGCUCCAUGAGUGACGUCUUUGCCAAGUAUGAUGGAGAAGAUGCAGAAACCAAGGCUGUGGACUACCUGCAGACUCAGGUUGGUGUUUUUACAGAGUAUGAACCGGUUCUCUUUUUUUCUGUUGUAUUUCCAUACUGUACACCUGUUGUGCUUAUGUAUUUUCCUGCUUGACUACUUUCAUUUCCUUCUGUUUUUGUCUUUCAUUUACAUCUGAUCAAGUCUUUUUGUGUCUUUCUCAACAAUAACUAAGACACGUUACACAUUUUGAUUUCAUGCUUAUCUCUAUCCUCUUUGUCUCGUUUAAAAGUAGACCCCUUUCUUUUUUUAAAGAGGAAUUCUGGGUUUUUUAAUGCCUUCACUAAGAUUAUUGAACCACAAAUAGAACAGGAGACUGAGAGGCGAGAGUGACUACAAAUACUGGGCCAAAUUUGAACCCAGACUGCCUGCGUCUAUGACCUUUGCACACAAGGUGCCCAACCCAGCAGACCAAUACCUUAACCGUCUAACCUUUGUAAUCAUAGUAGAUGACGUGAGACUCCAUAUAAACAAAUGUCCCUUUGGGGAUCAAUAAAGUUCUUCUCUUGUAUUGUUUUUCUAAUCUAAGCUUCUCUUGGAAAUUUUUUCUUUUUUUAACAUCAUGUUCUUUGAUAGUCAUAUAAAUCAAUUUUAAGAAACAAAUCUAUCAUGUAUUUAAUAUAAUCAUUCACAGGUAUUUCCAACAUGUGCAAAAUACCUUGUACCUGUUAAACUACAGCUAUAAUUAUGCUUUUUUUAUAGCUAAGAAGUGUAAUGUAACCCACGCACAAAUGAAACUUGACAGUUUCCUGCUUCACUGGUGAAAGCUAAACACUCCCUGACCUCUCGAGGAUUAUGAAUUUCACUACAAAUAACUAAAAGUAGGUCAUUCUUUAUUUUUCACAGCUUGUGUUUGACCUUAAUAACAGCAAAGUUUUAGUCCAAGUCCACAAAACUUUCAUAACCAUCUUAUCAAGGUUUUCCGACAAUGGAAUAAGGUUUUAGGUUAAUACACUGUUUUCCUCUCAGCCUCAGUCAUAGCUGUUUAUGGCAGUUGAUAGAUUUCUUUUUUUUAUUUUUUUGUCUGAUAAUCAUCAAUUUCUAUAUGUCUUAAAACUUACUGCAGACUGCUGCUUGAAUUUUUUAAAUAGGGCAAUAUACAAGGUGAAGUUUAAAUUAUACCAUGUAUGUAUAGUUUAUAUUUUAAGGUAGAAAAGUGCAUCUGUUCAUGUGUUGUUGCCUUUUCAAAAUAAAUUUAUUGGCAGUAAUGAAGCUGAAAAGCUUGCAUACUAGCAGGUAAAUACCACAUAUGUCUUUGCAUGUUGCCAAUAGGGAUGAGCAAUAUAGGCUAAAAAAUUUAUUACGAUAAAAUUUGCCAUUCUAGCGAUAACAAUAAAAAAUAUUAUAAUUCCAAUCUAUAUUUUUGACUCAUUUUGUCUUGAGAACACUAGUUGGAAUAGUCAAAUAAGAUACUUAACCACAAGUCUGAGUGGUAAACUCAUGACAUCAAACAACUCUUUAAUCUAAAAACAUUUUCAACAUUUACUGAAAACUCUUAUUGCACAGAGUGAGCAGAUCCACUGUCCGAUGUCAGGCAUACCUGAUUACGCUCAUCUCAGGCCCAAUCUUGAAGGAAAUCCCUCAUGUGGAGCCUCGUUCAGUAACGAGCUGCUCAGACACGUCUUCUUCAUUACCUUCAGCCAUGUUUGUUUGUUAUUCUGCUCUGUGUGGGCUGUGGCUGUGAGUCUGUCGCUCGCGUUUACGUCAUCAACUUACAUUUAUCAUAUUUAUCAUGAGAUUGCAAAUAUUUAUCAUGGAGAAUUUUUCUGACGAUGUAUCAUGAACGAUAAUCUAUCGCCCAUCCCUAGUUGCUAUGUCUAAGAACCAGGUGGAAUGGAAGUGUGCACGCCAAAAAUUACUUUAAUUUACUGAAAAUAUUUUAUUCAACCCUUGUAUUGAGAAGUAAUAACUUUAAAGGUUAAUAACAUUCAAGAGAGUGGAUAUAUAUAUCACUCAAUGCUAUCUAUUUAUAUCUCUCUGUUUGUCCAGUAUUAUAGUUCAUAUAGUUAAUGGCUUCCCUCUUCUCUGUCUCUCUUUGCAGUUGCAGUGCUGUGGAGUCAGAAAUUACACCAGCUGGUCCAGCACGGCCUGGUUUGCAGAGCACAACAACACAGUGCCUCUGAGCUGCUGUAGAAACACUUCCUCUGCCGAGUGCACAGGAAGACUGGAUCAGCUAAACCUGUUGAAUGUUGAGGUAAAUCACACAGAAGAAAGAUCGCUCUUGAUUAGGUGUUGUUACAUGUGAAAGCCGCCAAAUCAAAUAAUUCCCCUCUUCUGAACAGACAUUCUUAAUGCACACUCAUUGUUGUUUUGCAUGUUCAUGAAUUUCAGGGGUGUGAGGCCAAACUGGAGGUGCUCCUACAAGAUGUGUUGGGUUAUGCUAUGCUGGUCAUUCUGGGCUUUGCAAUCAUAAAGGUAAAGACAGUCACUUAUUUUGAAUCACUUAAAGGUGGCUGAAUUAAAUGUUGAUGCUGUGUGACCUAUAAAAGCAAAUAAGAUUGUCACCAUGAAGAUCUUUUUGGAAGAAUGCACCUCUCUUGGACAUGUUGGAUCAUACACCAGCACAGACUUUUAAACCUAGAUCUGCUUGUAAAUCUACCAAGUACUGUUUGAUUGAAGUAUUCUGAGAUAAGAUGACCCGUCCACUCAUCUAAUAAUGAAGAAAUUCAAUGGUAGCUCAUUUUAGGGCUGUUUCUCGAAAAUAAGAGGGUUGACAGAAAUUUCCAUGGUGAUUCAAAGAAAUUGCUUUUCAAAGGGAUCUUCCAAGAACAGAUCUUAGAGACUGGCUCCCUCCAGUUUCCUGAUUUCAAACUGUUGAUUUUAUAAGGAGAAAUUGAAGACAAUACUGGAUCAGAUUAAUGACGCUACAGAUAUAACAAUAUAUAUUUAUAGCUAUUUAGUGCCAAGUCUUCCAAGUAUUUCAAGCAUCACAUUUGUGUUUUCCUUCCACAGUUCUUUGGUAUGCUGAGCGUGUGUGUGAUCACCUGUAAAUCCGGCAGUCGGAGGAAUGGUUACCAGCCUCUCUAUGCCUGAAAAACACCCCACAACCAACUAUCACCUCCUUGUGUUCCUUGACUAGCUUUGCUGACGUCUGCAUCAGCAUUGUACAGAAAUGUCCAGACUAAACGUUGUACAAACCUGAGUUUUAUUUUGUUUAUGGCAUAAAAUUACAGAGCAGUAUGUAGAAAACUUUUAUUUUAGUCUAAAGGGGACAAAGGUACAGUGUUCACCCAAUAGAAGUAUCAUCAAAAUGUUCCCACAACUUGGCAAAUCAUUUAAUCGAGUAUGGACAUGGCUCUCAAUUUGAUUAGAAGUUAUUUAUUUCCCAACUUGGAGAUGACCCAACAAGGUUUGUGUCUCAGCCCACAUGUCUUAGCCUUCCUUUAGAUAACACAUGUAACAGAAGCACGAGACAAAGUUUGGGGAGUGAUUUCAAUAUUAAAAAGCUGAUCCCUGUUGGAUUUUGUGUGCUGAAAAUCUUAGAUUUUAGAGCAUUUUUAUUUAUCAUGUUUACUGUAAACUGGGUGCAGUUCUGUGACAUCACAGAAGGUGCCUAUUAUGGUGCCUAUUUGUUUAUCUUGCCUAGAUGUCUCACUCAGCUGCAUCAUGUAGAUAAUCUCUGAAGGAACAUUAUUCUUUGGGAUAUAUUCAAGCUUUAUAUUAAGCUUGUAGUGAGUUUGAACAAAAGGAUGAUGAAUAUGUACCUGGUGUUUAGAUGUGUAUAAAUACAUACCGUAUGCGUACAGUAUAUAUGGAUUUAACUGUGAUGAAUGACAUAGUAUGACUUUGGUUGCGUUUAUUGUGUUUCUAAAUUAAACAGGUAAAAAUUUCCCACUGA
Xyrichtys novacula (pearly razorfish) is the source of this 8069-nucleotide messenger RNA. The record is from the annotation of a GenBank genome assembly. NCBI's taxonomy places the organism in Eukaryota, Metazoa, Chordata, Actinopteri, Labriformes, Labridae.